Messenger RNA from Prorocentrum cordatum, 933 nucleotides. NCBI's taxonomy places the organism in Eukaryota, Dinophyceae, Prorocentrales, Prorocentraceae. The record is from the annotation of a GenBank genome assembly.
AUGGUUUCCGCCAAUUACUUCCUCCAUAUGGCUUUGUGUACAUCUGUACACUUGGGAACGCAAGUGAAAGCAAUCAUGAUCCAUCGGAAGCAUCAUUCUCAGCCCUCGGACGCAUACGCUAUGGCAGCCGGGUCGUGUCCGGUCGGAUAUGCCGCUAUCUCUUCCACCUCAGAGUGUGAUGCAGCUGGAAGUGCGCUCGGGCUCACGCCGGGCCCUUGGGCGUCCGUCAAUUGGGGUGGCAGCUGUGCAAAAUGGGAUGGUGGGUGGGGCGCAUGGGGCAGCAAUUGGUACGGGUAUUACGCGAGCAAUCAAGCCACCGCCGAGUUCAUUUGUGCCAAGGUGCCAGCUCCAACCUCUGCGGCCGGUACGGCUUCUGGCUCCCCCGUCGCAGUUCCAAGUUCGGGCGGGGCCGCUGCCACUGGCGAUCCCCAUCUGCAGAAUAUCCACGGCGAGCGGUUCGACGUGAUGCAGCCGGGCAGGCACGUUCUGAUUCACAUUCCCCGUGGGGAGCCCGCCAGGAACACGCUGCUCCACGUGGAGGCCGAGGCGAAGCGAUUGGGUGGGCAGUGCUCGGAUAUGUACUUCCAAAGGCUGAACGUGACAGGGGCUUGGGCAGAGACGAAACAGCCCGGAGGGUACCACUACAAAUCGCAAAGUGAUGUCGACGAGACUCCAGAAUGGAUCAGUCUCGGUAGGCUCGAGCUGAAGGUCGUGCAUGGACGUACACAGCAGGGCACCUUGUACCUGAAUUUCUACGUCAAGCAUCUGGGGCGAGCGGGGCAUGCUGUCGGAGGCUUACUGGGAGAAGAUGACCACUCAGAAGUAGAGACGCCUCCAGAGGCUUGUGCCCAGCGGAUCUCCCUCCUGACGCAAAGUGCAGACAUGAACAACCAUGGCUCUGAAUUAUCAUUAGCAGUCGCAAGCUUGGAGUGA